Molecule: messenger RNA, 2914 nt
Organism: Heterocephalus glaber (naked mole-rat)
Lineage: Eukaryota; Metazoa; Chordata; Mammalia; Rodentia; Bathyergidae
Source: RefSeq, a predicted model, not a curated record
GCUGCGGGCUGCGGGCUGCGGGCUGCGGGCCGGGUCGGGCCGGGUCGGGCCGGGCCGGGCUGGGCCCAGCCAACCGACAUGCUGACCUUCUUCCUCGUGUCGGGGGGCUCCCUCUGGCUGUUUGCGGAGUUUGUCCUCUCACUUCUGGAGAAGAUGCAGACCCAGGAGAUUCUGAAGUUACUGCGGCUCCCUGAGAUGGGUGACUUGAGCCAGUUUCUCCGCAGUCUGUCAGCCACCACCCUUGUGAGUAUGGGUGCAUUGGCUGCCAUCCUCGCCUACUGGUUCACUCACCGGCCGAAGGCCUUGACCCCACCGUGCAAUCUGCUGUUGCAGUCAGAAGAAGUGGAGGACAGUGGUGGGGCCCGACGAUCUGUGAUUGGUGGCGGCCUUCAGUUGCUUACCCACUUCUACGAUGACGCCCGGACCAUGUACCAGGUGUUCCGCCGUGGCCUUACCAUCUCAGGGAAUGGGCCCUGUCUUGGUUUCAGGAAGCCCAAGCAGCCUUACCAGUGGCUCUCCUACCAGGAGGUGGCAGACAGGGCUGAAUUUCUGGGAUCUGGGCUUCUCCAGCACAGCUGUAAAGCAAGUACAGAUCAGUUUAUUGGUGUCUUUGCACAAAACCGACCAGAGUGGAUCAUUGCAGAGCUGGCCUGCUACACAUAUUCCAUGGUGGUGGUCCCGCUUUAUGACACCCUGGGCCCUGGAGCUAUCCGCUACAUCAUCAAUACAGCGGACAUUAGCACUGUGAUUGUGGAUAAGCCUCAGAAGGCUAUGCUGCUGCUAGAGCAUGUGGAGAGGAGGGAGACUCCAGGGCUCAAGCUGGUCAUCCUCAUGGAGCCGUUUGAGGAAGCUCUGAAAGAGAGAGGGCGGAAGUGUGGCGUGGUCAUGAAGUCCAUGCAGGAUGUAGAGGACUGUGGCCAAGAGAAUCACCAUGCUCCUGUGCCCCCACAGCCUGAUGACCUCUCCAUUGUGUGUUUCACGAGUGGCACAACAGGGAACCCCAAAGGUGCGAUGCUCACCCAUGGGAACGUGGUGGCUGAUUUCUCAGGCUUUCUGAAAGUGACAGAGGACCAUUUUCUCUUUGUUGUUUUAAGACUCUCUUGUUGUCUUCCUGUCAGUGUUUCUUCCCUUUCUGUCUCCCAUGCCCGUCACCUGCAGAAAGUGAUCUUUCCGAGACAGGACGAUGUGCUCAUCUCCUUCCUGCCUCUGGCUCACAUGUUUGAGAGAGUGAUCCAGUCUGUCGUCUACUGCCACGGAGGGCGAGUUGGCUUCUUCCAAGGAGACAUCCGCCUCCUCUCAGAUGACAUGAAGGCUCUGCGCCCUACCAUCUUCCCUGUGGUCCCACGACUGCUGAACCGGAUGUAUGACAAGAUCUUCAGCCAAGCAGACACUCCACUAAAGCGUUGGCUCCUGGAGUUUGCGGCAAAGCGCAAGCAGGCCGAGGUCCACAGUGGAAUCAUCAGGAAUAAUAGUAUCUGGGAUGAACUCUUCUUUAAUAAGAUCCAGGCCAGUCUCGGUGGGCAUGUGCGAAUGAUUGUUACUGGAGCAGCCCCUGCAUCACCAACAGUCCUCGGAUUCCUCCGGGCAGCUCUGGGGUGCCAGGUUUAUGAAGGUUACGGCCAAACUGAGUGUACAGCCGGAUGCACCUUCACUACCCCUGGAGACUGGACAUCAGGUCACGUAGGAGCGCCUCUGCCCUGCAACCAUAUCAAGCUGGUCGAUGUGGAAGAACUAAACUAUUGGACCCGCAAGGGAGAGGGAGAGAUUUGUGUGAGGGGGCCAAAUGUGUUCAAAGGCUACUUAAACGACCAGGAGAGGACAAAAGAAGCCCUGGACAGUGAUGGCUGGCUUCAUACUGGAGACAUCGGGAAGUGGCUGCCGGGCACAGUGAGGACUGAAGCAGCGAGCACAGGGCAAGUGCCUGAUGCCGGCCCCGGGUUUGGAGCAGAACAAGGCCUGCUUAUUUUUCCCUGCUGGAGAGAUCGAUGUGGCUUGGGGGAGCACAGGUGGAACGCGACAGAGUGCAUGCAGAAGCCUGGUCAGGAUGUGGUCUGGAUGGGAGAAGGUGGACAAGGGAGGGGCUGAGUGAGAACGGGUGAGCCUGACUGCUGGAGCUCCGGGGAGGCAGGCAGCGAGGGGCACCCGGGUCUGCGUGAUGGCAGGCAUUGUGGGCCUGAGGGUGGUGGUGAGCAUUGCGUAGGGCCUGCUGCAGCCUGGUUGUGGAGUCAUCCUGAGAGAGGGUAGUGAGGGCCUGGGAGACAGAGCACUUAGACCCACGUGGGAGUAGACGACGAGGAGGUGACUGCUGAUUCCCAAAUGGUGCCUGGCCAGAGGGGAGAAAAGGCCACACUCGAGGAUCGAGCCCAAGGCCCGGGCCCUCCUGUUGGCCUCAGAAGCUCGAAAGGUUAAGGGGGUCACGGAGGUGAGCAGGAGUCCUGGAGGCCCAUGGCCCACUGCCUCACCGCCUGAGGGGGAGACCUGCCUACUGCAGAGAUCCUGGGAGGGCCAGGGCUCCUGGUGCCCUGUGGUUGUCUCGUGUAUGUCUGGGCCCCUCCGGAUCUGUGCUGUGUGCCAGAGCCCCGGGGGGCUGCUCUUAGGGGUUGGGCCAUAGCAGGGGCAGGAGACACAAAUGAGGCUAUGAACGAACCUGGAACCUGCAGAGGCCGGAGAGCUGGAGUGAGGGUCUGGGGAAGGGGAGCCCUGACCCUGCUGUGGGGGUGAGGGCCAGGGCGGCGGGAAGGUGCAGGGAAUGCCAACCUCUUAGAGGAGGGGUCAGGGCCCAGCAGAGCUUGGAUGUCGUCAACCUGCAGUGCAUGGUGGCUUCCUCCAGUUCGAGGCAGCUCUGUCAGCACAGACGGCGGUCGUUCGGAGGGGCAGCGUGGGACAGCGGUGUUGGGGUGGGAAGGACGGGGGC